AUGUCCUUCUCCCAUUUCUUCACUCUCUCUCCCUCACCCACAGCUCUGCCAAGUUGCUAACGUCCACCAUGGGUGCAUUACACCUCCUCGUCUUGGCUCUCUCCACGCUCGCCGUUUCCGUCAGAGCUCACAAUAUUACCGAUAUGCUCUCUCCCUUCCCGGAGUACAGCCUCUACAACAGCUACCUCAGCCAAACUAAGCUUGCCGACGAGAUCAACAGUCGCCAAACACUCACCUGCCUUGUCCUCAACAAUGCCGCUAUGUCUGCGCUGGCCGGGAAACACCCCCUCUCCGUCAUCAAAAAGGCUCUCAUGCUCCUCGUGGUUUUGGACUACUACGACGGCAAAAAGCUCCACGAAAUCUCCGAUGGCACCACUCUUUCCACCACUCUCUACCAAACCACCGGUAAUGCUCCUGGUAAUCUUGGUUUUGUAAACAUUACAGAUCUGAAAGGUGGCAAGGUCGGUUUCGGCUCGGCGGCUCCCGGCUCCAAGCUUGACUCGAGUUACACGAAGAGUGUUAAGCAGAUCCCGUACAAUAUCUCGGUUCUUGAGAUCAGCGCGCCGAUCAUUGCGCCGGGGCUUCUGACGGCUCCGGCUCCGUCGGCUUCUGAUGUGAACAUUACGGGUUUGCUUGAGAAAGCUGGAUGCAAGACGUUUGCGUCGUUGCUUGUGUCGACUGGUGUGAUCAAGAUCUAUGAGUCAGCGGUGGAGAAAGGUUUAACUGUUUUCGCGCCUAAUGAUGAGGCUUUCAAAGCUGAUGGUGUGCCUGAUCUGACCAAGCUCACCAAUGCUGAGCUGGUGACGCUUUUGCAGUAUCAUGCUGUCGCUGCAUACAGUCCGAUAGGGUCGUUGAAGACUAGCAAAGAUCCGAUCAGCACGCUUGCAACUAGCGGCGCAGGGAAGUACGAUCUGACAGUGUCCACCGCCGGAGAUUCCGUUACCCUGAAGACCGGCGUGGACUCGUCCAGAGUAGCCGACACCGUGCUUGACGCUACGCCACUCUGCCUCUUCACCGUUGACAACUUACUCCUCCCGACCGAGUUGUUCGGAAAAUCUCCAUCUCCGGCACCUGCACCGGAACCAGUGUCAUCCCCCUCCCCAACUCCAGCGGUCUCUCCAAGCCCGUCACCAGCUGCCGAAGCACCUACACCCGUCUCCUCCCCUCCAGCUCCACCGAUGGAGUCGCCGGAAGGCUCUCCGUCAGAUGCCCCUGCUGAAUCAGAAAACAGCACGACGGACAAAUCGGCCGUCGACGUCACCGCUCCGGCAGUGUUGAAACUACUCGCCACGGUCAUUUUCACGGUUCUGUUGUCCUGAAUAGUAAUUUCCUUGGAUUGUUAAUUUAUUUCACUUUAUUUUUCCACGGUUUUCCCUUUUUCUUACUUUCAGCUUGGGUAGAGAGUUUUUUGUUCUUUUGUUUUUAAUUUAUUUUCAACAAUAUUUAUGGUUGGGGUGGGGUGCAGCGAUGAAGCUGCGCAUUUUAGCAGCACAGGGCAGUGGAAAUGAUAGUGAGGACAGUGGACACAGGGGUUGUUGAUUGUAUUUGUUCAGCUUUUUUUCUAUGAGAAACAUGUUGUUAUUA
Vitis vinifera (wine grape) is the source of this 1584-nucleotide messenger RNA. Its product is annotated as fasciclin-like arabinogalactan protein 10. Lineage: Eukaryota; Viridiplantae; Streptophyta; Magnoliopsida; Vitales; Vitaceae. The record is from RefSeq and is a predicted model, not a curated record. The coding region runs from base 69 to 1319 and encodes 416 amino acids. The transcript has a single exon. Gene Ontology annotation, cellular component: plasma membrane.